AUGCAAGCUCUUUGGGAUUUCACGGAGUCUGUGUUCCCCAUACCACCCUCAGACAAAUGGAAUGUCAGGAGUCAACAGCGAAAAGGGGGGAAACUGGAGAAAGACCUUUUAGGGCCAUUUAAGAUUCUUGCAAUAGAGGGGAAAAAUGCAGACUUAUUAGGUGAAGAUGGAACAAAGUUCCUGAAAAUAAAUGUGGAUCAUCUUGUUCCCUAUGUGGAAGAUGUUCCACAAAUUCCUCACAAACCGCAAAAAUCCUUUAUUGCCAAGCAAAGUGAUGGAGUCCCUUCAUCUCCAGUCCCUCGGAUCCCUCCCACUCCUACAAAGACAGCAUCACGCCCACCGUCACCAUCUCCAGUACUUCAGAUCUCUCCCUCUCCUACAAAGACAGCAUCACGCCCACCGUCACCAUCUCCAGUCCCUCGGAUCCCUCCCUCUCCUACAAAGACAGCAUCACGCCCACCGUCACCAUCUCCAGUCCCUCCGAUCCCUCCCACUCCUCCAAAAACAACAUCAAGCACACCUUGCCCUUCACCAGCCUCUUCGUCAGCUGUUACAUACAUCUCCAAAUUUGAGAAAAGUGUUGACAAAGCUUGGUCUGGAAGAGUGUGGGACAAAAAAAGUCAACUUCUUGGCAAAAUUGGCCCUUAUAAAUUUUUCAACUGGGACAUCGGACGUCUUGCCCCUGGCAGACAACUAGAGAGUGAGGUUAUAAAUGCAUAUAUCUUUGCAAUGGUCAGAAAACACAAUCAAAUCAGCGAGGACAAAGCUUUUAUGAUUGAUUCUUUUGCUAUGGCCAAGGUGUGGCAGGGGUCAUACAACAUUCUCAGAAAGUGGAACCCCAAAGAGUACCAAAUGGUGCUUGGAGUGAUCGGUGAGCACGGACACUGGACUCUUGCUGUACAUUUGUUUGUAUAUACAUUUGGUUAA
Paramormyrops kingsleyae is the source of this 927-nucleotide messenger RNA. The record is from RefSeq and is a predicted model, not a curated record. Lineage: Eukaryota; Metazoa; Chordata; Actinopteri; Osteoglossiformes; Mormyridae.